AUGUUAAAAUGCAUAGUUUCGAAGAUAUUACAAAUACAUAAGGGCAGCUGGAAUCCAUGUCAUCCACUCUUAUUUGAAAUGCUGAUGAUGAAAAAAGGUUUGACAUUACAAUAUUUGCUAAGCGAAGGAACAAAUAGUAAGCCAUCAAGUUGUUGUUCCCUCCUCAAUUCAGUGGCACCAAUUCAAAACUGCAAUUCUUUGUUGAUGGUGCAGUGCAGAUGGGGUGAAAGCUCACUACUAGCAAAAAUUUCCUGCUUAGUUCAACUACUUGAGAUCCCUAAGUCUUUAGUGCUUACCGAAAAACUGGACAUAAAGUAUGACAUCAAAUUAAUUUAUACUUUAAAUAAAAUUGCGGGUAUUCAUAGAAGUAAAUUAGUUCACUCUUUAUUACCAUUAAAAGAAUUGCAAGUUUCUUUGCAAAUCACACCUCUCGGAAGCAGAAGAAAUAGGCGUAUUAGCUCACACAGAAAGCAUUUUAAAGCAAAUAUAUUCGCUUCCUGCAUGCUUUGUAAUAAUUCUCAAUCUUCAACAAGUUUUAUUAAACCUAAACAAAAUCAGCCAACGAGGCAGUUAAAGUCUAUUUAA
Echinococcus granulosus is the source of this 585-nucleotide messenger RNA. RefSeq lists its product as hypothetical. Lineage: Eukaryota; Metazoa; Platyhelminthes; Cestoda; Cyclophyllidea; Taeniidae. The transcript has 4 exons. The record is from RefSeq and is a predicted model, not a curated record. The coding region runs from base 1 to 585 and encodes 194 amino acids.